CUCAGUUCAGUUUCGCUCCGACCGGCAGUGAGUACGGACGUACGUUCUAUCAAUUCGCUUCCCCAGUACCGGUAACCUAACAAGACCAAAAGGACGUUUGUUGUCGAAAUUAAUUGUAAUUACCUGCAUGUUUAAUCUUACGAGUGAAGUUUAAAUUAUGUGUGUCAGUUAAGUGUUUUAAUUUGUGUUUUUUUGUGAUCUGACGUUAAUUAGUGUUUACGGGACAUCGAGCUGCAAGUAAAGUCACACUCCUCAGCCAUCACCAGCGGCAUGUGGUCCGGCAAGAAGUGCCCGGAGCCGGCGGCGGGGGCGGCCGAGGCGGAGAUCAAGGUGGUGCUGGUGGGCGACACCCAGUGCGGCAAGACCUCGCUGGUGCAGCGGUUCGUGUCCGACACCUUCAUUGAGGCAUACUCCCCGACGGGGUUCGAGAAGUACGGGUGCGCGUGCGCCGUCGCCGACUACAAGGUCAACUUCUCCGUGUGGGACACUUCCGGUACAAGUUCGUACGACACGGUGCGGCCGCUCGCCUACUCCGAAGCUAAAAUCUUCGUGCUCUGCUUCAACAUCGGCGAGCCUGAGACACUGCACAAUGCCGCUGCUAAGUGGUACCGCGAAGUCCGCACGCACGGGGGCUCGGCUCCAGUGCUGCUGUGCGGCUGCAAGGCGGACCUGCGCCACGACCAGGAAACUCUCGCCAUGCUGGCCAAGCUGAAGAUGCACCCCGUCACUAGCGAAGAGGCCUUAUCAGUGGCGAGACAGCUCGGGGCCACCACAUACGUGGAGACAUCAGCCAGGGCGUCCAGCAAAGGAGUGAAGGACGCCUUCGAAGUGGCAGCCCUAGCCGCCCUCGGGAAACUCAACAAGCAACCAGGCAAACAGCAACAGAAGGUCGGCCGAAGCAAAAGCAAGCGUGACCUGAAGGCCGAACUAAAAGGACGUGCCAAAAGCUGUUGUGUUAUGUGAUCCGUGGCUGGCCAUCCAUCGAGGUGGCCGAACGACUGCUAAGAGACCUAACUAUUAUCUUCUAAGUACCCUUUGAACCUUCUAUGUCGAAAUUCAUGAAGAGAAUCCAAGAGGUGUAGAAGACGAAAAGUUCCGGGCCAAGGUAUCCUCCUUGAGGCACGCCUGACCUAAUACGAGAUACGAUUGAAAUAUUCAAAACCUAUUCCAUAUGGCGAUAUUUUCAUUAAUAACUUGUAUCGUGUACAUAAUUGAUGUUACAUAAUAUUAGGUUAUAGGUAUAAGAGACUAUGACUUGAAAAGGAACAAUAUUAGCUGGUGUCUGUAUCAAAAGCUUUGUGAAUGAGUUCCUGAGUUUGUUAUCUUGAUGAAUUUUCUACAAGAAACGCUAUUUGAAAAGAAGGUGCAAUGUGAAGUGACCCUUAGGGUAAGGUGUGAGAGAAAGCCUGUGAUAAAUUAAAUUGAGGAAACGUAGAAAAUUACGGAUAGGUAUGGUAGACAGAGUAAAAUUUCAAGUUUACUUUAUUUGGGAGUAUUCAAAAGAGAAUAAGUAAAGUAACAUUUAAAGUUUAAGAUGGUAUUUACAGCGUAUUAUUGUAAUUGGAUAUUAUAUGAUAUUGAGUGUUUUCAUAUACAUUUGCGUAGACGAAUGAAAAUCGAUGUUUUUCUAUGACUGUAGCAUUUUCAAAUAUGAAAAUUAUAAAUUUCUCUCUGUAUUGGACUUAACAUCCAUAGCUAAUAAUAAUCGUGUGUGUUGUCUAUGAUAAUGUGUAAAAAAUUGGCCUAAAUGAUAAUUAUUGUUAUAUACAAAUAUUGUAAAAAAAUGCACAACAUUGGACAAUAUAUGAAAGUUACGGAGGUCCAGUACGCUAAAGUAGGUUCACGUCCAUAUUUAUCUGUGUUACAUGUUGUCUGUUCGUUUAUUAAUAUUAUUAUGAAAUGUACCUACUUAUAUCGUAAAAAUAACCAAAGCUUGAAAUACUGUGACGUUCGUACAUUAUGAUGACAUAAUUUACCAAGGUAAAGCUAAAACGAGGUUUAGUUACAAUCUCGACGAAUUCCGAGUUUUUUCAUUCCUUCUACGUGAGAUACAACAUAAAAAUAACCUGAAAUCCUCAAUGAAAUUUUCUGAACCACCUAUUAUAAGAAAAAAAUCGGUACCUACAUUAUAACUACACGUGGAUACAUUUAUAUUGGUAUAUAAUAAUAUGAUGUCUAAAAAUAAUUGUCACCGUGCAUUUUAAAUUCAAUUGUUUUUAUUUUAUAAUUAGUAAGAACCUAAGUAGUUGGAGUUUUAACAUCCAUCAUGUAUUUUAGAUAAUAUUAUUAUUGAUCAAUGAGUACCUACAUAUUUAAUUAGUUUAAUACUUUUAAAAACUAUUAUUAUGUGUUGUAUUUGUAAGUGGAUAUCAAGCUUUAAAUUCAAUGUUAGCUUUAAUUAUUUAGAAAAAAUACGUAUUUACUGUAAAAAAAUAUUAUUUUAGAUUAUGUGACCUAAAGCCUAAAGGUGAAUUAAGUUUUGUUAGAAUACAUAAUUCUUAUUCUAUUGUUCUGUUAAUAUUCCCCCUAACAUUCACAGUAUGUUUAUUAGAUGACAGGGUGUUUUUGUUCAAACAUUGUAUUUACCUGAAAGCCAACUAUAAAUGUAUGUACAUAUCAGAUAUUACCUAUUUUUAUUCCGUAUCAAAGUCCGCUUUAUUUCUACUUCUUUAACAGAGUAUCUUUUUAAAAAAGGCUGUUGUUUUCUAAAGCCUUUAGGUGCAAAUUUUUCCAUAGUCGGUUAUCUAACCGACAGGGAUUGAUUUAUAAAUUAAACGUCAUCUCCAUAUAAAAUUCAUGACAGAUGUGUCAAAAGUCAACCACUACUCCCUGGUUAUGCUCUAACCGACUAUGGAGAAAUUGGCACUAAAUGUCGCAGUGAGCCCCAGUCGAGGCGAAAUGUUUAGGCCACUUUGAAUGUUGUUUCUAGACUAAAUAUAGCUAUACUAUGAAUAUAGCGUUCGAUGUUUUGAA
Plutella xylostella (diamondback moth) is the source of this 2973-nucleotide messenger RNA. RefSeq names its product rho-related GTP-binding protein RhoN. The record is from RefSeq and is a predicted model, not a curated record. Lineage: Eukaryota; Metazoa; Arthropoda; Insecta; Lepidoptera; Plutellidae. Gene Ontology annotation, molecular function: GTPase activity; GTP binding. Gene Ontology annotation, biological process: small GTPase-mediated signal transduction.